GCGCGCGGCGCGGCGGGCGGAGGCUCUGGGCGCGCACCGCCUCUUGGCUCCCGGCCUCCCCCGCGCGCGCUCGCCGAGUGGUUCCGCCCGACCCCCCGGCUCAUUGUGCCUUCUCCUCACGCCGGCCCAAGAUGGCGGCGGCUCUAGACGCCCCGGCUCUGUGACUCCUACAAAGAGGGGAGCUGGGGCCACACGGGAGCGGCGGCCGAGGCACAGGCCGGGCCGUCUGUCCUCAGCCGUCCGCCCCGCGUCCGCCCGUGUCCGCCCGCCCGGCUUCCCGCCGGUGGCCCCGCCCCUCCCCCAACCGCCCGCCUAGCAUGGUGCGGCGGCCGCGCGCGCCGACAUGGGCGAGAAGCUGGAGCUGAGGCUCAAGUCGCCUGUGGGCGCCGAGCCCGCCGUCUACCCGUGGCCGCUGCCGGUCUACGACAAGCACCAUGAUGCUGCUCAUGAGAUUAUUGAGACUAUCCGGUGGGUCUGCGAGGAAAUCCCAGAUCUCAAGCUGGCCAUGGAGAACUAUGUCCUGAUCGACUACGACACCAAAAGUUUUGAAAGCAUGCAGCGGCUGUGUGACAAAUACAACCGGGCCAUCGACAGCAUCCACCAGCUGUGGAAGGGCACUACACAGCCCAUGAAGCUGAAUACUCGGCCGUCCAAUGGACUUCUGCGGCACAUCCUGCAGCAGGUAUAUAACCACUCUGUCACUGACCCGGAGAAGCUUAACAACUACGAGCCCUUCUCCCCUGAGGUGUAUGGGGAGACCUCCUUUGACCUGGUGGCCCAGAUGAUUGAUGAGAUCAAGAUGACAGAGGAUGACCUGUUUGUCGACCUGGGCAGUGGUGUGGGGCAGGUUGUCCUUCAGGUUGCUGCGGCCACCAACUGCAAACAUCACUACGGAGUGGAGAAAGCGGACAUCCCAGCCAAGUACGCAGAGACCAUGGACCGAGAGUUCAGGAAGUGGAUGAAAUGGUAUGGAAAAAAGCAUGCAGAAUACACACUGGAACGAGGUGACUUCCUCUCAGAGGAAUGGAGGGAACGGAUCGCCAACACGAGUGUUAUAUUUGUGAAUAACUUUGCCUUUGGUCCUGAGGUGGAUCACCAGCUGAAGGAGCGAUUCGCAAACAUGAAGGAAGGCGGCAGAAUCGUAUCCUCAAAGCCCUUUGCCCCUCUGAACUUCAGGAUCAACAGCAGGAACUUGAGUGACAUUGGCACCAUCAUGCGUGUGGUGGAGCUGUCGCCCCUGAAGGGCUCUGUGUCGUGGACUGGCAAGCCUGUCUCCUACUAUCUGCACACCAUUGACCGCACCAUACUUGAAAACUAUUUUUCUAGUCUGAAAAAUCCAAAACUCAGGGAGGAGCAGGAGGCAGCUAGGCGAAGACAGCAGCGAGAGAACAAGAGCAAUGCGACCACGCCCACCAAAGUCCCUGAGAGCAAAGCAGCUGCCACUGAGGCCCCCGCGGAUUCUGGUGCUGAGGAAGAAAAAUCAGGUGUGGCUACUGUCAAAAAGCCAUCUCCCUCCAAAGCCCGGAAGAAGAAACUGAACAAGAAAGGGAGAAAGAUGGCUGGCCGGAAACGUGGGCGGCCCAAGAAAAUGAGUGCUGCCAGUGCCGAACGCAAGUCUAAGAAGAGCCAAAGCACACUGGAUCUCCUGCACUCUCCGCCCCCAGCCCCACCCUCAGCCUCACCCCAGGAUGCGUACAGGGCACCUCACAGCCCAUUCUACCAGCUACCUCCAAGCACGCAGCUGCACUCACCCAACCCACUGCUAGUGGCACCCACCCCACCUGCGCUGCAGAAGCUUUUAGAGUCCUUCAGAAUCCAGUACCUGCAGUUCCUGGCUUAUACAAAGACCCCGCAGUACAAGGCUAACCUACAGCAGCUUCUGGACCAGGAGAAGGAGAAGAACACACAGCUCCUGGGCACAGCCCAGCAGCUCUUCGGCCAUUGCCAGGCCCAAAAGGAAGAAAUCCGCAGGCUGUUCCAGCAGAAGCUGGAUGAGUUGGGCGUGAAGGCGCUGACCUACAAUGACCUGAUUCAGGCCCAGAAGGAAAUCUCUGCCCACAACCAGCAGCUGCGGGAACAGUCGGAACAGCUGGAGAAGGACAACAGCGAGCUUCGGAGCCAGAGCCUGCGGCUGCUCAGGGCCCGGUGUGAGGAGCUGAGGCUUGACUGGUCCACACUGUCCUUGGAGAACCUGCGGAAAGAGAAGCAGGCCCUGAGGAGCCAGAUCUCAGAGAAGCAGCGGCACUGCCUGGAGCUGCAGAUCAGCAUCGUGGAGCUCGAGAAGACCCAGCGCCAGCAGGAGCUCCUGCAGUUAAAGUCCUGUGUACCACCAGAUGAUGCUUUGUCUUUGCAUCUGCGUGGCAAGGGUGCCCUGGGCCGAGAGCUGGAGGCUGAUGCUGGGCGCUUACGCCUUGAGCUGGACUGUGCCAAGAUCUCCCUGCCACACCUCAGCAGCAUGAGCCCUGAGCUGUCCAUGAACGGCCAUGCUGCCAGCUAUGAGCUCUGCAAUGCAGCUAGUCGGCCAUCAUCCAAGCAGAACACACCCCAGUACCUGGCCUCUCCCUUGGACCAGGAGGUCGUACCUUGUACCCCUAGCCACAGUGGCCGGCCUCGGCUAGAAAAGCUGUCUGGCCUGGCUUUGCCUGAUUACACCCGGUUGUCACCUGCCAAGAUUGUGUUGAGGCGGCACCUGAGCCAGGACCACACUGGGGCUAGCAAAGCAGCUACCAGUGAGCCACACCCUCGGCCAGAGCACCCCAAGGAGAGCAGCCUUCCCUACCAGAGCCCUGGCUUGUCCAACAGCAUGAAGCUCAGCCCCCAGGAUCCACCACUGGCCUCCCCGGCAACCUCGCCCCUCACCUCCGAGAAAGGUAGUGAGAAGGGUGUGAAGGAGCGUGCCUACAGCAGCCACGGGGAGACCAUCACCAGCCUACCUGUUAGCAUUCCACUCAGCACAGUGCAGCCCAACAAGCUGCCGGUCAGCAUCCCACUGGCCAGCGUGGUGCUGCCCAGCCGUGCUGAGAGGGCGAGGAGCACUCCCAGCCCUGUGCCACAGCCCCGGGACUCUUCAGCCACACUUGAGAAGCAGACUGGUGCUUCUGCCCAUGGUGCAGGGGGUGCUGGAGCAGGAAGCAGGAGCCUCGCUGUGGCGCCCACAGGUUUCUAUGCUGGUUCGGUGGCCAUCAGUGGGGCCCUGGCCAGCAGCCCAGCACCUCUGGCCUCUGGAAUGGAAUCUGCUGUUUUUGAUGAAUCCUCUGGCCCCAGCAGCCUCUUUGCCACCAUGGGGUCUCGCAGCACACCACCACAACACCCACCUCUCCUGUCGCAGUCCCGCAACUCGGGUCCUGCCUCUCCUGCCCACCAACUCACAGCCAGUCCCCGCCUGAGUGUGACCACUCAGGGCUCGCUGCCAGACACCAGCAAAGGGGAACUGCCUUCUGAUCCUGCCUUCUCAGACCCAGAGAGCGAAGCAAAAAGGAGGAUUGUGUUCAGCAUUUCAGUUGGUGCCAGCUCCAAGCAGUCACCUUCCACCAGGCAUAGCCCCUUGACUUCUGGCACCCGAGGGGACUGUGUGCAGAGCCACGGACAGGACAGUCGUAAGCGCAGCAGAAGGAAGCGUGCAUCAGCUGGAACACCUAGCCUCAGCACGGGUGUGUCCCCCAAGCGCCGGGCUCUGCCAACUGUUGCUGGCCUCUUUACACAGUCCUCGGGGUCUCCUCUUAAUCUCAACUCCAUGGUCAGCAACAUCAACCAGCCACUGGAGAUCACAGCCAUCUCAUCCCCUGAGAGCUCCCUGAAGAGCUCCCCCACCCCAUACCAGGACCAUGACCAGCCUCCGGUGCUCAGGAAGGAACGGCCUCUAGGACUAACUAAUGGGGCCCACUACUCGCCACUGACCUCAGAUGAGGAGCCAGGCUCUGAGGAUGAGCCCAGCAGUGCCCGAAUUGAGAGAAAAAUUGCAACAAUCUCUUUAGAAAGCAAAUCUCCCCCGAAGACACUGGAAAAUGGUGGUGGCUUGGUGGGAAGGAAGUCAGCCCCUUCGAGCGAGCCUAUCAACAGCAGCAAAUGGAAGUCUACCUUCUCUCCUAUCUCUGACCUCGGCUUGGCCAAGGCUGUGGACAGUCCGCUACAGGCUGGCUCUGCCCUGAGCCACAGCCCCCUGUUCUCUUUCCGGCCGUCCCUGGAGGAGCCUGCUGCUGAGGCCAAGCUCCCCACUCACCCAAGGAAAAGCUUUGCGGGCUCUCUGGGUGCAGCCGAGGGGCCAAGCCCUGGCACCAACCCUCCCAACGGCCUGGCCUUCAGUGGGGGCCUUGCUGCAGACCUCGGUUUACACAGCUUCAAUGAUGGUGCUUCCCUCUCCCACAAGGGCCCGGAUGUGACUGGCCUGAGUGCCUCCCUGAGCUUCCCAUCCCAGAGGGGCAAGGACAGUACCACAGAGGCCAACCCUUUCCUCAGCAGGCGGCAGCCCGAGGGCCUGGGUGGCUUGAAGGGUGAGGGCAACGCAAACAAGGAGUCAGGAGAGAGCCUGCCCCUGUGCGGGCCCUCGGACAAGGCCUCACUGCCACAUGGCAGCAGGGCCAGCAAAGGUCGUGACCGUGAGCUGGACUUCAAGGGCGGCCACAACCUCUUCAUCUCUGCUGCAGCCGUGCCUCCAGGUGGCCUCCUUGGUGGCCCUGGUCUUGUAACUGUGGCUUCUUCUGCGGGCAGUGCAACACCCACUGCCCAGGCUCCCCGGCCUUUCCUGAGCACCUUUGCCCCCGGGCCCCAGUUUACUCUGGGCCCCAUGUCCCUGCAGGCCAACCUGGGCUCUGUGGCCGGCUCCUCUGUGCUGCAGUCCUUGUUCAGCACUGUGCCAGCUGCUGCAGGCCUGGUGCAUGUGUCGUCCACUGCGACCCGAUUGACCAACUCACACACCAUGGGCAGCUUCUCUUCUGGGGUGGCCGGCGGAACCGUUGGAGAAGACCACGGUGCACUUAACUAGGGCAGUACUUUCUUCGGGGGCCUCCCCUGUUUGAGGUGACCACCCACGUGCCUCAUGGCUGGAAGUGGGCCUGGUGAGAAAUGAGUCCAGGAGGGCCUGCUCGGACUGCUCAGACGCAGGGCGGAGCGGAGCCUGGGCCACAGGCCAGGCGUGGUGCGGUGCUGGCUGGGCAGGGGCGGGCAGGUGGGCCCGAGGGGCAGGGCCUCGGCCUGGCAGGUAAGUGUCCCACACUGAGCCUACUGCUUGCUGCUUGUGCCUGCGCUUGGACCGGAGUCACGCUGUCCUCUGCUUCUUCCUGCUGGCGGCUGUACUCCUCUUGCUUCGCCUGCCUGGACGGUGCCGCCUGUUGAAGCUGCUUUUUCUCUCCUGUUUACAGGUGUCUUUACCCACGCGGUGCCCUCCGCCUCUGCUCACCCGUUUGGAGCUGGUGUCGGCAGCGGGGCUGUGUGUAGCAGUGCCACGCUGGGCCUGAGCCCGCUGCAGGCGGCGGCCAGCACCUCGGCUUCUUCCUUUCAGGCCGCGGCUUCGGUCGAGACUCGGCCGCCCCCUCCACCUCCCCUACUUCCUCCUCAGCAUCUAGGCCGGCCCCCUGCGGGGCCACCUGUCCUCCAUGCACCCCCUCCUCCUAACGUCGCCUUGCCUCCUCCACCUGCGCUGCUGGCUUCUAACCCUGAGCCAGUGCUUCUGCAGAGCCUGGCCUCCCUCCCAGCUAACAACGCUUUCUUACCCCCCUCCUCUGCCGCCUCUCUGCAGCCUGCUAAUGCCUCUCUGUCUGUCAAGCUCGCCUCCCUCCCACACAAGGUCUCCCGCCCCUCCUUCACGGUGCACCACCAGCCCCUGCCCCGGCUGGCCCUGGCGCAGGCCGCGCCCGCCGCCCCACAGGCCAGCACCUCGGGGCCAUCUGCUGUGUGGGUUUCCCUUGGCAUGCCGCCUCCUUAUGCCGCGCACCUUUCGGGGGUUAAGCCUCGAUAAAGACCUUGCUUAGCUAGCAGUUCAUGUUCUGUAAGGUAAGGCUAGAGCCAAACCGUACUUCCUCUUGCCCAGAAGACGGCUGGCAGGGCUCGGCAGAUGCCUGGGGUCCUGAGUGGUAGAGAUGGGAGGCUAAGGGAGGCAGGCAGGGCCACCAUUGUGCAAGAGUACCAGAUCCUCAGCAGCCGCUGAGAGGUCAGUGGAAGUGAUGAGAUUCAAGUGUGGUAGACCAGAGCUCAAGGUAGCCUCCACCCACCGUGAGGGUCCUGGCCCAUAGCAGUUCCUAAUGAUGAGGUUGCAUUCUCAGCCUCCACCCUGGAGUCGUGUGUGGAGGAAAUCGGGGUAGUCAGGUGGGUGAGGUUCUAGGCUGGCCAUAGGCAGAAAGCUGCCUGGGGUAGCAUGGUAUCCUGGAGCAGAGAGUUGGGCCCACCUACCUCUCCCAGAACAGAGGUUGUGAAACCCUGCCUGGCUGUCAGCCCUGUAAGUGAAGAAGAGCCAGGUGGCAGCCCUCUGGCCUUCUCCAUUGGGUCUGGCUAUGUGGUGGCAGUAGCCUGGGCAGCGAGGGCAGCCUGGCCAUUGCCAUCUGGAGGUCCUAGAGCUAGCACCUCUCCAGCUGACCUACUCUGGAUGUUCAGCAAGGCAGACCUGGAGGGGGCUGGGCCCACUGGCACCUGCCAGGAAUGCCCCCCCCCAUACCCUUGUGCCCUGCUGGGCAGCUCAGCUGAGACAGGCAUAUUGAAUGCACCUAACCUGUGCUCCUCUUCCCUGCAGGUAAUUAGGACUUCUACUACCUCAGCCACGACCUAUGCAAGGACGGUGUGGACCAAGACUGCUGCCUGCCAGGCCGGCGGAGCCGGACAUGGAGCCACUGUGAAUCGGCGGCACCGCAGGAGGUGCUGGACUGGUCCAGUUUGUACUGUCAAUAGUUUUAGAUAAAGUAUUUAUCUUUUUUUUUUUUUAAAGUAUAAGCAAUUCUGACUUACUUUAUUCCAUCAAAGUCGUCCAAGGCAACCUCUUGAGACGUCUAAGUGUCUGUGAGAGAGAAUAAUAUAAAGACUUGGCCUGCUGGGCUGGCCACAAGGACUCCUGACUCCGUCCCGGUGCUAUCUCACCAGCAAGCCCAUGCCUGCCCAUCUCCACCUCUGUCCUGGGUGCUGCCCCAAACAUGGACUGUGGCCAAACAGUUCUCAGAUGCGCCCCCAACAUCUUGCUCUGACACCAAAGGCAUGCCUGGCAUGCCCAAUGGGGGCUGACCUUUGUUCCCCCUCCUUGGAACUUGCCUGCUGUCACUGUGAACACCCCACUGUUAACCCUGUGGCUUUGGGCGUGCCUUUGCAGUGGGUGCAGACUGGGCUGGGGCAGGAAUGGGGGUUCCCAGCUGGGCUGAGUGGUGCUGACAGGUGAGGGCCACUACUGCAGGGCUUGGUGGCUCCUGUGACAAGUGCAUUUACUUUGUAUUUCUUUGCUUUUCUGGCUCGGGGCAUGCUGGUCAGGUGACAUGGGGCUGGCCCAAUGUGGGUCCCCUGGCAUCUGUGUAUAAGAGAGUCACAUGAUCAGUGACAGUAUUUUAUAGAGAUUUGAUGGAGAUUUAUAAAUUUCAUAGACUUGACUGCAUUUAUUUUUAGAUUGUAUAAUGCACAGUGAACUUUAAAGAAAAGGAAAGAAAAGUGAGGAGGAAAAAUACUUUUAUUUAUUCAAAUGCACAAAAACGAAAAAAAAAAAAAUGGCACUGGCCAGGGACCCUGCAGGAGUGUGGCCCAGAUGUGCUGGGCUGCCCAGGGCCUCUGGUCACUAUGGGCAUCGCCUGCCUAUGUCUAGGAGUUGCUUCCUGGUCCUGGGGAUAGGUGCACUGGGAGUGACCACAGAGGUCAGGGCUGACUUGAUUUUUCUGAGAUGGUCCUGACUGCCCUCAAUGUUGCUCACUUCCAGUCGUGGGUUGGUGGGCUGAGGGGAGAGGCCAUGUUGCCCCACCCCCACCCCCACCUACUUCCCAAAGUAGUUGUGAAGACGGUGCUGGUGUCUCCCACUCCCUUCCCACCCCGCGAUGGUGCUCAUGUUCGGCAGGCCUGUUCCUGUGCACCACAGCUAACUAAGGUGCUGCAGAGCAGGAUAGCCGAAACAAAAGCUAGCAAAUCCCAGGCCUGGAACAAAACCCCGAGUGAACACUGUACACACCGCCCGCACGCCAUCCUGGCAGCUGCUGCUCCAGCAGCCAUUGCCUCCACCUUACUUGAGUGUUAGGGGACAGACACAGCAUGUUCAUGGCCCAGUGGGCCACAGGUGCUCUGGGUACAACUGCAAGUCCUUUCCUGAGCCCAUAAGAAACAGGAACCCACAGUAAACUGACCAUGGUGCAUAGUGGCCCCAGGUACCCUGUGACUGAUGGGCCUAGUACAGGGUAAGGCUGCCUCAGUCAUCCUUGCCACUCCAAUCCAAGGUUGCUGCAGGGCUUUGAGCUCAGGAACUGAUAGAAAGCCCUACAGACUGGGACCACCACUCCCACACUAGCCCAGACGGGACACACCUCCCAGUUCCCACCCUCAACCUACACAGCUUUUUUGACAGCCUGGCCUGUUUGUUUGUAACUUGAUGCAGCAUCGCUCUGUCUUGUGAUGACCUCUGUACUUAAAGGGUGCAUUGUUCUCUUCCCUUGGUUCCCCCAAGGCAUCUCACACAUUGUUGCUGCCUUUAGACACAGUAUAAUAAAUAAAGCCGUUUUCACUUGA
Mus musculus (house mouse) is the source of this 8676-nucleotide messenger RNA. RefSeq names its product DOT1 like histone lysine methyltransferase (gene Dot1l). Gene Ontology annotation, molecular function: histone H3K79 trimethyltransferase activity; DNA binding; histone H3K79 methyltransferase activity. Lineage: Eukaryota; Metazoa; Chordata; Mammalia; Rodentia; Muridae. Gene Ontology annotation, biological process: regulation of receptor signaling pathway via JAK-STAT; regulation of gene expression; heterochromatin formation. The record is from RefSeq and is a predicted model, not a curated record. Bases 344 to 4981 code for a protein of 1545 amino acids. The transcript has 28 exons. Gene Ontology annotation, cellular component: nucleoplasm; protein-containing complex; chromosome, telomeric region.